AUGGUCCUCGAAAGCGAAGAUGAAGCAUUGUUGUGCAAAUUAUUCCCAUCUAGCCUGUCGAGGUCGGCUUUGACCUGGUUCAGGAAGUUGAAGCCGAAGUCCAUCGGUAGCUUCACUGAGCUUUGUGAGGCUUUCAUAUCCCAAUAUGUAUGCAACCAAAUAAGGAAGAAAGACAUCACAGUGUUGUUUAGCACAAAACAGAAGGCAUGUGAGAGUCUAAAAGAUUAUCUGAAGCGUUUCACGGAGGAGAUGUCGACUCUAGAGACUUAUGAUUCUCACACUGCGUCACUGGCAUUUCGCGAAGGGGUGACGUCGAGAACAAAAAUGCACAAGUCCUUGGUUAAAACACCACCCCUCGAUAUGAGGGAGGUUCUGGCUUGGGCCGAUGGAAUCAUCAUACUAGAAUAG
This is a messenger RNA of Prunus armeniaca (apricot), 408 nucleotides long. The record is from the annotation of a GenBank genome assembly. Lineage: Eukaryota; Viridiplantae; Streptophyta; Magnoliopsida; Rosales; Rosaceae.